Daphnia pulicaria is the source of this 2358-nucleotide messenger RNA. Its product is annotated as alpha-glucosidase-like. Lineage: Eukaryota; Metazoa; Arthropoda; Branchiopoda; Diplostraca; Daphniidae. Bases 214 to 2265 code for a protein of 683 amino acids. Gene Ontology annotation, biological process: carbohydrate metabolic process. The transcript is spliced from 9 exons. The record is from RefSeq and is a predicted model, not a curated record.
AAAAAAAAGAAAUAAUGUCUUACAUUUUUUGAGAGGGGGGAAAGUGGAAAAACUCAAAUAUUUCAAAUCUUUACUUGACGGGCUUCUUUUUAUCGAAGUGACGAGCAAGUUAGUUAACUUCUUAACGCAGACACGAUCCUGAGUGUAUCACAGCAGACAGGCAUCAAAUAUUCCAACUAAACUUGGAAAAAUAUCAAUAAAACUCCUCUGGGAAUGAUGAAUGAAAACUACAAUGGAGUAGAGCCCCUAAAGGGACAAAUCGCCCCCAAAGCCAGGACCGAAUCUGCCGAAUCAUUAGGUUCUAAAAGCGAAUCUAGAAGCUCUUUGGCAGCCCAUGGCGAUGAAAAACCUGGAGAUGUUGGGCAGGUCAAAUUCACCAAGAAUGCUGAUGAUGCAGCUGUUGAGAUUGGAGCUGUUGAUGUAGCAUUCGCUGGCAUGGGAAAGGAAGAGUUGAUGAAGUAUGCCAAUGACCCAUUCUGGAUAAGACUUCGAUGGACUCUCUUUGCCUUGUUCUGGCUUUGCUGGAUUGCUAUGCUUGUUAUUGCUAUCGUUAUUGUUGUACUGGCACCUAAAUGCCCUGCUCCAGCCCCACUAGAGUACUGGCAGAAGGGUGUAGUCUAUUCAGUCAAUCCAAAAUCAUUUCAAGACAGUGGAGCAAAUCAAGAUGGCAAGGGUGAUUUGAAAGGAAUUAUGGGCCGAUUAAAUCAUUUUGUUCAUUUGGGUGUCAACAUGAUCUCCAUUUCACCCAUUUUCAAGACGGCAAGUGAGGAACCGCUGUAUGGUCAGGAUAUCGACAAUUUCCUCGAAAUUAACCCAUCCUACGGCGAACUGCAAGAUCUAAAAGAUUUGACAGCAGCUGCCAAACAAGAGGGCUUGAAGAUUAUUCUUGAUCUACCGUUCAACCACGUGAGUAAGCACCACGCUUGGUUCAAUCAAUCAGUCGCUGAUGCUACAGGUGAAUGCGGUGACUGCUUUGUCUGGGCUGAGGGGAAAAAUGGUGGACCACCUAAUAAUUGGGUCAGCAUCUUUGGGGGUUCGGCGUGGACACUUGAUCCAACCAGGAAUAAAUAUUACUACCAUAUUUAUGGACCAGAUCAACCUGAUCUAAACUUGCGCAGUGACAAAGUGAAAAGGGAAUUGAAGAGUGUUGCAAGAUUCUGGUUAGACCAAGGCGUGUCUGGCCUUAGACUCUUGUCCGUACCUUAUUUCUAUGAAUCCGCGAAUACGACAUUGGAUGAGACAGCGAUUCCUGGCGUCACGCCCAAUGCGUAUGCGUCCCUCGACCAUAUCUACACCAAGAAUCUUGACGAAACGUACAACUUUAUUGGUGAGAUCCGUGCAGUUCUUCAGGAGUAUGAAGAUAAAGACGGAGAUCACAGGGUUUUGUUCGUUGAGGCGGAAGAUACCGAAGGUGUUAGCGCAAUGAAAUAUUACGGGGAUGCCACUGCAACCCCGCCAAGGCCACUUGCAGACCUACCCGUCAACUCCAAAUUCAUUAGAAAACUGGCUGGGUUUACUGGAAUUCAACUGAAAAAAGAUAUCAGCGAUUACUUGGAAGAAGUCAGUGGAGUUCAAGGAUGGCCUAACUGGGUACUUGGUAACAGGGACACGGAACGCAUGGCCUAUCGUUUGGAAACCAAACUAAUCGACGCUAUGGCUAUGGUACAAUUGCUUCUUCCGGGUACACCAUUCACUUACUACGGAGAUGAGAUUGGCAUGGAAGAUGUGGCUCCAGUCGGCGGAUCAUUAGAAGCUUGCCCCACCGGUAAUAAAUUGACCGCCACUUCCCAUUGCAAUCAAGCACGCAGUCCUUACCAAUGGGAUUCUUCAUCAAUGGCCGGUUUCACUAAUGCAAGUGCGCCAUGGUACCCAAUUGGCGGAAAUGUCAACACCAUCAACGCCGAUUAUCAAAUGGGCAUGGCCAACAGUUAUUUGAACAUCUACCGCGAGUUGGUUAACUUGCGUAAGCAGCCGGCCAUCAUGCAUGGUACCAUGAGCUUUUCGAAUGUGACGGAUGAUAAUAUAUUUGCAUUCAUAAGAAUCCGAAAGGGGGCACCUGGAUACCUGGUUGUCCUUAACUUGGGCGAAAACGAGAAGAUUGUGAAUUUUUCAAAUGAUCCAAGCAUCCCUUCGGAAGCUCAAGCUGUCGUCCGUUCUUCAAUGGCCGUCAGCAAUUCGACUACUAAAGGGAGCAAAUUGAAGACUGACAGUGUUCCAGUUGGAUCGAGUGAAGGUUUAGUGCUCUCCUUCGUCCCUCAGUUUUAACAAUAUUAAAGAACAUUUUGGUUAAUUAAAUCCUUGCCAGUUUUUAACAUUUAACCAGUUCAUAGUGGAUAUUACACUUAGAUUGCAAAACGA